AUGGACGCGCCCCGCCGCCGCAACCAAAGCGGCAGCACUGCUGCGCGUCCAGGUUCUCGCUCGUCGCGCCGUAUCCUCAGUGGCGGCGUGCCCGUCGAGCUCGGCGGCGGCGUAGGCAUAUUAGGCCUCUUGAACGAUGAAUCAAACUCGCCCACUACCGCGACGCCGCAAUACUCGUACAACCUCUACGCGAACUUGCCCCUGGCGUCCUCGGCCAGUUCAGGCUCUCCGACGCGUCAGCAACCACUAACAGCGGCAUCGCACAAGAAGGCGGCCUCUUCCACAUCCACGGCCUCUGCUUCGGCCUCUGCUUCGGCCUCUUCCCCCACACUCUCCACCUCACCUGUCUCGCCCCUCCCGAGCUUUGGCACGUGGAGCGUAGGCCCGUCGGCGCCUGGUGUUUCUGUACGCCGCGAGAACGCGUCCAACACUGGCACUGUCUCGAGCGUCGCGUCCACGUCGUCGUCUACAUCCACAUCGCGCCGGUUGCCCCUUGCACCAGGGGGAAAUACCACGCGACUCGCAGAAGACGCCGGCUCGGACGACUCUGCAGACAAAGUACGCGCCGACCCACCCAAACCCUUACCCGCAAUGGCACAAGGCGCGUUACCCGCACCACCGAGCCUGUGGACGACGUCUGGCUCGGACUCGUCGUCGUUGAAAGCCUCAAAGAAGGGCAAGAUCAGAAACGUCCCUGCGCCCAUACGCACAGACCAUAACAACGCUGGCCCAAGCGACGGCCUCACAGGUGGACGCUAUCACGACUUUGACCACACCGUCGGCAACUUUGAGCCACAACGUCACGCUCCCGCUCCCCCGACUCAGCCCAACGGCCGCGAUCCUCCUAAGAAGAGCACACUACGUAUCGACACCUCUGACGCGUCACAACAGUCCAGCGGGCCUCAUUACCACCACCAAAGAUCUGUCACCGAUCCCUUGCAGCCUCCCACCUACAAGCAGCCGAUGGACUACUUGCGAUCUAUGCCAGAACGGAGAACGGCCUCGGGCAUGAGCGAAGGGCGGCGGACACCCAUCUCGGAGAACGCGGCACGGAGAGCCGACGGCGAUGACAACCCGCGCCAGCGCAAUGUCACCGCGCCUACGCAGCCUACGAUUAAGCCCCGCAAGUCGUCGGAUCUGCUGCGUCGUCCAUCAGCGGAACUUCUGGGCAUGUUCCGGCCAGACGCAGAAAGAGCGUCGCGAGAAAGAGAAGCCAAAGAGGCUAAGGCCGCGGCCCAGCGGGCGUUAGGCGUCGACAGCGACAACCGCAAGGGGCCGGCGAUCACGCUCAAGAAGAGCUCUGGUGCGCUGCGCAACUUAUUCCGGAGCAAGCCCAAGGAGCCACCUCCCGAGACACCCAACCUUCCCAGAACGAGCUUCGCGCUUGGCGACUUGGUACGGCCCAAGCCGAACAUCUCUAGCGGAAACACGACGCCGAUAUCCGUGCAUCAACCGUUUCAGCCUGAGGGCCACGGACGUCUGUCGCUUCACGAACGCCAGGCGCCUUCCAUCACCUCGAGCUCGGGUGAUUCAGCGAGCAGAGGAAAGAAGAAGUCAACGGCAAGCGACCGGGACCUUCCGCCAUUGCCGGCUUGCGAUUCAGGCUCGACUUUCAAAGCAUCUGGGACCACGAAGAAGCCGUCGUCGCCGAUACUGUCGAAGCUCUCGCCAAAGCUACCAUCACCGAAGGCACUGAGACGCGGCGCUCCACCAUCACCCACCGAGUCCAAGGGUGUGAGACUGCCACCUGUACCGGGCGCAACACUUUCGCCCCACUCUCGCAUGCCAGUCGGUGGCUUAUCGGCACCGCAGGACGACCCGUUGCGAUACUCGAAACUGCCGCCCAGAGGCACGUCCAAGGACAACGUCGCCGACAGUGCGAAGAAGGCGACCAGCCCCGUCGGUUCGGACACUGGGUCGACGUCUACUGUGCGCCAGUUUGCGGAGGAGGAAGGCCGAUCCUCGUUCGACAGCUUGGCUGAGGGCGCGCAGGAGUGGAAACCUGCGCUCAAAUCGUCGAGCUCGCUGCACCUGUUACAGCUACCCGAGCUUGACCUUGCGCUGGACUUCUCUUUUGACGGGUUCGGCUCCACCUCCGCGUCCUCGCCGAAAUCCUCUCCUCAUGGCAGUCAGCCCGGCACGCCUGGGUCGCGAUCGCGCUCGGCCAGCGGCACGCUCUUGACCUCGCCGGCGUCCAAGGCUGUGCGUACUGAGAGACGUCGGUCCAAGUCGUUCGACGCGGCGGCGAAUGGUGACGAGGACAUGUGGCGGUCGCUGGACUUUGACAAGUCGUGGAGCAACAACAAGCUGUUCACGGCGACGCCGAGCUCUGUCUCUGCGCCGAAGCUUACGACGACCGCCGCGUCACCAGACGUGAAUGCGACGAGCAAAGGCGCGACGAACUCGGGAUUGUCUGCCAAUUCGGGUGGGACCACUGGCACUAGCACAUCGCGGGACAGCGACUCACUCUCCACCCACGGGUCGUUUGACCAUUCCCGCACGCCGUCCGGUGGCAGCAGCACGAACGAGACUAGCUCGCCGUCGCCGCCACGGACACCCGAGGACGCCCACUCGGCGUUCCUCGCUUCUGGGGUCGAUGGCAAGGCGCCGCGCACGUCACUCGACUCGCCAAUCGCACUGGAGGUGCCAGAGCAGACCAUUGGCAAGAGCCUGUUGGCUUACGACCGGCCGUACUCGGCAGGAAGCAGCACGACGCCGUCAUCCUCCUCCCCGGCCACACCAACCAAGACGGACCUGCGAACGCCGAAGGCGGAGAUGGCACCUGUGGUUUCGUCUUCUGAGGCGCCCACGCCUAAGGCUGAGACUCCGACACUGACGCCGACGCCGACGCCCAGCACGUCUGCGCCGAUGCUGGUGGAGAAGGCGCUUCCCAAGCUGAAGCAGCGUGCGCCCGUGUCAGCACCAGCACCAAAGAAGUCUGGCGCGCGGCUCAUUCACGAUAACCCGGCCCGACCACCGCGCGAGCUCGAGGAGCCCAAGGAGCCUGAGCAGAUCCCGCCAUCCAAGGCCUCGUUCCGCUGCCGCCCGACGCAUAGAACACUGCUUGCGGACGCCAAACCUGUCAUGCCCGACCCAAACGUGUCGAUACGCGACCUCACGCAGGACUUAAUCCGCGCGCUUGAUAACUUCCGGUAUCCGACGCAGUCUGGCAGUGGUCCAGAACGCUCUGGCAUCAUCCGCAACAGGCUCCUAGUACUGGUCCAGGAGGUGGACCGCCGCUGCUACUUGCCCCACGAGGAGGCGGCGUACAGAGAUCUCCGCGAGGUGUGCUUCGACUGGGCGGACUCGCUCUUGUUCGAGUUGCGUGUUGAACAGCCAGCCAACGAGCGCGGCGCCUGUCUCGAGGGCCUAGCUGCGGUCCUUGAGAGCCAGUGCCUCGCUGCCCACGCGCUCGAGGCUUCACCGUCGCACCAGGACGCCUUCCUCCACCUCAUGAUGCGCGUCAUGAACUUUGUCAUGGAUAAGCUAGGCGCCAAGGGAGUGUUCCACAACACACUGCUGUUCAGCGGUCGCUUCUUGGCGUUCGCGUUCUUCCGCAUUCCUCAUGUGGGCGGGCAACUCGUUGGCGUGCUGCAACCGCCACGAGGUGCGCUCAUGCGUUUCACGCGCCCCGUCUUGCUCGGCCGCAAGGUUCCGUCAGAGGCGCAGCCCAGCUACCCGACGCACCUCGAGGGACUCUGUUUCGACGACUCGCAGUCAUACACGCGGCGUCUCCUCACGCUCGACCCCGACUUUGACUCUGCCGCUGAGAAGGAGGCGUUCCACUUCCAGCCUGGCAAUUGGUUACGCCGCUGGCAGUCGGACGACUCGGAGCUCUUCCCGGCGUUCUAUAGAGCCUACCACAAGCAGCUCGCAUUCUACCUCGCGCCGGCCAUAUCGUACUACCAGCAGCAACGGCGGCCGAUCCCGGCGAGCGUACUCCUGCGCGCGCCUGGCUACGCACACCUCGCGACGAUCUUCUCGAUCAAGUGCCACUCGUACAUCCUUGGCUCUGUCAACGCAGUUACGACCUCGUCGUCGACCCAGCACUUUGACGCGACCGAGUCGGCGGGUUUCAGAGGCAGCCAGAAGCCGGCCGUGCUCGAGACGGCUAACCGCCGCCUUGUGGAAACGCUGUGGAUGUUUGCCUCGGCGCCGAUCAACGUACCGACCCACGAGAACGUUGUCGUCCAGUGCGAGGGCUCGCAGCUGUGGGGCGAGAUGGUCGACCUGUGGACCAAGAACCUCAUCGCCAAGACCAGCCUGUACGCGCCCAAGGGCGUGUUCUGCCUGUUCGACCUGCUCGAUGGCCUCGUCGACCCAAUCCAGUGGGGCGACGUACACUCGCCCCUCGACGUGCCGUACCUCAUUGGCCUGUUCCGCCUCAUCCUCAACGAGGGCGAGCACGCGCUGACGCUCGUCAAGGUCAUUGCGUUUUUAUUCACGCACUGGGAGAUCCUCACUGCGCGGCCAGAGGACAGGCGCGAGUUGUGCAUGGACAUUCUGCUGAACAAGAAGCUGUUUGAGCGGCUGCUCCUCUUCUGGUCGCAAUCUGUGCGCAGCUACGUGUUACGCUUAGUCGUGUUCCGCCUUGGCCACCUGCACACGACCAAGGAUGAACCCGCGUCCUAUGAGGUUGAAAUCCAGUCCGUCCGCCUGCUUCAGCAGCGCCUCGAUCGGAUCAAGAAACGCUACGACGAGCUCGAGCCGCAGCAGUCUCCAGAGAUACUGGACAGCGCAUCUCUGCCACCAAGAACGCCUACAACGCCCGGACUGCCUCGCAGCCGCUCCACUAUAACAAUGGUUACGGAUUCGCCACAGGCGACGACCCGCGCGGAAAGACUCUUAGCCAAGGAGGAGGACGACAGCAAGUCGAAGGGCUCGUGGUGGAAGCGCACGCUCGGCAUGCAGAAGAAGCCGAAGGGUUCGUCGCCCAAGCCGCCGUCCUCGCCAAGCAUGCCUGACAACUCGCCAGUGGUGAGGUCGCCAAGACUCUCGACAGCAUCUACGGGGUCGAAUGGUAGCGGGUCGCCGCACACCGCAUCCAACCCGUCGCUUCCGGCGCCGAAAAACAACCCAGCAGCACCAGGCGUGCGCAAGGGGGACAAUGGGGCGACCUCGCCGCGGUCGACGCUGGGCCCGAGCCUGAUGCCGCCCGAGAUUGGAACGGGUGGUUCAGGUUCGCCGACGUCACCGACAUCACCGUCCAACCCGAUCGCACGGGGCACCGCGCGCAAGUCGCCCCCUCCGAACAUCUCGACCGAGGGUGGGCCGAAGCCGCACGUCCGGGCAAUCCAAGACGCCAAGGCGCAGUUUGCGUUCGAGUUCGAGCUGCCCACUGCAUCGCCACUGAGCGACACGUUCGAGGCGAGCAACGCCACCUCUCCUCGACGAAACUCGCAACCGCCGAGUCCGCGUGGCGCGACGAGCCCACACAUGAGCCACUCGUUCUCGAAGCGCUCUUCCCUUCUCCCGCCGAGUACGGAGAAGGCGCUCGAGGCGUACGGGCACUCUACGCCAAAGAUAGCGCCACGGGAUCGCGACCCGGGGUAUCCGCUGCGGCUGCACGCGUACGCGAUCCGCAUGCUCGCCGAGCUUGAGGACGCACAGAAGGAAUACGACGAGUGGUGGUCGGAGGGUGGCAUUGGCAAGGUGGAUGGCGCGCCGCCGCGUCUCGCUGUCGCCUGGCCGUUCCACGAGGGUGAGGAGUAG
This is a messenger RNA of Cutaneotrichosporon cavernicola, 5712 nucleotides long. RefSeq lists its product as uncharacterized. The transcript has 3 exons. Bases 1 to 5712 code for a protein of 1903 amino acids. The record is from RefSeq and is a predicted model, not a curated record. NCBI's taxonomy places the organism in Eukaryota, Fungi, Basidiomycota, Tremellomycetes, Trichosporonales, Trichosporonaceae.